UAAUCAAUGAAGCAGUGAGAUGCUUUUCUUCAAUUACCCUUUUAAAAAUUCAUACAAAAAUAGAAUUCUUAAUUAAAAGCUUGCCAAUCUGAAAUCAUUGAGGAAAUGAGACCAAAAAAAUCCUUCCAGAAAUGUGCCCAGACUAACUCAGACACAAAGCAAGGAGAGCACUAGAUAGGGAUCUGAUUUUUGCCUAGCCUCUGCAACUGAUUCACUGCAAUACUUUCUGCAAGUCAUUUAUUGUGCAGCAAUGUGCUUAUUGAUGGAGGAAAACCAGUAUUUAUUUCCUUUCACAGAGUUGUCCUGAGUCUGAGUAACAACUACUUGUGCAAAUCUUUGGAUGAAAGAAAUUGUAGAGUUCUAAGCUCUUAAUAUAUAUUACUUAUUGUACUUUAAAAUAGUCAUCACACCAGGUAGGAAUUAACAUUCCAAAUCCCAUAGGGUGGAUACCUCUUCCUACAUGUAUAUAUAAAAGUCAUCAAGUGACCUGCCUCAGAGGAAGGCCAACUGAAGACAGGUCUCCUGGGACAGCUGAGGAGAGCCAUCACCAUGAUCCCCGCACUGCUCUUGCUGGGCCUUUCAGCCCUUGUCGCUCCAUCCAUGAGUUACAGUUGCUACGGUGAUAUAAGUGCUCUUCCAGCCCCCACGAUGUCCUGUACAGCUGUAAGAGCCCCAGAUUGUGGAUAUGCCAUAGUACGGAAGACUGCUGAGGCAGACCUCGUGCGCCUGAGGAGAUAUGAGGUCCCAAUUAGACGAGUAGCCAGAAACCUGUGCUUGGACCCAGCUCUCAUUGGUGCCAUCAUGUCACAGGAGAGCCGUGUUGGCCUGCUCCUGAACAACGGCUGGGACCAGGGACGGCAGAAGUACGGCUUGAUGCAGAUCAGCAGGCAGCUACAGCAGCCUUAUGCAGUGUGGGAUAGUGAAGAACACAUAAAUCAGUGCUCAACUAUUCUGGUUCUUUCAAUUAAUGAAGUACGGACAAGACAUCCUACCUGGACCUGGGAUCGGCAGCUGAGAGGGGGAAUCUGCACCUACCAUGCAAGAAUGGGCAAUCUCCAGGUCUACGAGGAAGACCCAUGCAGCAGAGACAACAACUACGUCAACAGCGUGAUUAGGCGAGCCCAAUACUUCAAGAGAAAUGGGUUCUAGGUCAUAAACCUGACCCACCACUGAGCCUCUCCUCUGCACAGACUAGCAGUGAUCACAGUACCCAGAGCAGGUCUUCUGGCAGGACCGAUGCUGGGAGCAUUGCCAGCAGCACCUUGCUUGCUCCAGCAAAUCCCAGCUCCCCACUCACCAAUGGGCGAGCUCAGCACUGCCUUCCAGGGAACCCACAGGGAUGAGAUACCACAAGCUUGGGGCCUUUGAGAAGCAGAUGGGGACAGACCAGCAGUGUUUAAAUUUUGAGUGAGGAAUGUGACUCUUCCUGUUUGGAGCUGAACCCAGGGCUGUUCAUGCAUCCCCCAGAUGCAAGCACACAGGCAGCUCUCCCUGGACAUCAGCUGUGCUCUUCCCAUCACCUCCAUCCACCUCCUUCCCUCUCCACAGCCAAUGCAGGGGAUGAAGUCCCUGAGUUAAAAUUUUCCUUCCCCUUGAUGCUGCUGGCUAAGGGGCAAUGAAGACACUUCUCAUUGAGCCUUUGGUCUCUGCAGUUGCUGAAUAUUCCUGUGGCCAGCCUUGAGAGGGACAAUGCUAAACAUGAUUUGGUUAGUCUACCAAGCCUUGGAGUCCAUGGCCAUGGACUGGGGACCUCUUAAGGGUGAAAAGCAGCCUCACAUAGGGGAAAUCCUCUAUAUAGAAAGUACUGCAAGCGCCACAGCAGGCAUGCAAAACGCCUUUCCGUUAGACACCAGCCCUCAGUAGGAGUCAGCCCCAUACGUACCCACCCAGGAGCUGUAUCACAGCAACAGUGUUGGUAAAAACCCCGCAACCUUUCCUACUUUAUCUUUGGCUCCCUUAUGUUGGGUUUCCUGCAAAUUUAAAAGCAUUUCAGCAUCCAUCCCUCUGCCAGAAAUCCCAGCUUCUAAUAGGAGUAAAUUAGCUCUGGGCUUAUAAGGUCUGUUUGAAAGUGGUCUUCUAUGUGGAUGAGUCUCUGGGUGCCAAUUUAUGUUUAAUUAGAAUAAUAAUUAGAAUAAU
This is a messenger RNA of Chiroxiphia lanceolata (lance-tailed manakin), 2136 nucleotides long. Its product is annotated as lysozyme g-like. Gene Ontology annotation, cellular component: extracellular region. The transcript has 6 exons. The record is from RefSeq and is a predicted model, not a curated record. The coding region runs from base 550 to 1149 and encodes 199 amino acids. Gene Ontology annotation, molecular function: lysozyme activity. NCBI's taxonomy places the organism in Eukaryota, Metazoa, Chordata, Aves, Passeriformes, Pipridae. Gene Ontology annotation, biological process: peptidoglycan catabolic process; defense response to Gram-positive bacterium.